Molecule: messenger RNA, 321 nt
Organism: Acanthamoeba castellanii str. Neff
Lineage: Eukaryota; Discosea; Longamoebia; Acanthamoebidae
Exons: 3
Coding region: 1-321 (106 amino acids)
Source: RefSeq, a predicted model, not a curated record
AUGAAUGACCUCGUCGAGAUGAUCCUCCUCUACAUCGCCAAGGCGCCGUUCGCGUUGUUUGGCGGUGGCGUGAUCUUCUUCGCCCUCCUGUUCUUCUUGUGCGCGUGCUACUGGCUUAUCGCCGGCCGCGUGGUGUGGGUCAUCCGCGACAUCAAGAAGAAGAGGGAGCCCGUGCCCGUCGGCUAUUACUCGGUCGCCCGCAACGAUUGGGUGCCCGUGCCUCUGCCCGAGGUCGCUCCCACCAAGGAGCAGCGAGUCUACGAGUCGGCGGUCUACGAGACUCAGUCGAACAUGUCCCCCGUCUACGAGAUGCCGGUCUAA